UUUUGGAACACCGGUACAGUCCGCCGCGUCGGAUGAAAGCCAGUUUGUCAGCUUGAAAUUCACGUAAGAAGAACGACGCCGGUUGCUUGAAGAAAUACGACAGCGUUUGGAGCUGAUUGGCUCCUGCGCGCCGAUCGAUCCGAGUGACCGAAGACGGUAUCAAACGUGGCGGUCAAGCACGCUAGUGGUCGGUGGUGACCAGAUGUGAACGGCGUCAAUUUCUAUUUUGUUGUGCACAAGAAAUCGUUAGUUUUAUUAUAGUGAAACAACGGGCUGGAUUCCAUUGGCAUAAAUACAUUGUAGCUGUAAGGAAUAGAUGAAGUCGAAUAGCAAAUAGCUUUCGGUGUUAACGUUGGAUUGAUUGCUAUAUUACUACUGAAGACUGACUUUUGACCAAAGGAUAUAUACUGAACGGAUAAUCAACAAAGUGCGUUUGCAGAACGACGAAAAUACGGGCAGCGAUAAAAGCAGCAACAGCAGCAGCUCGUCACAGCUCUGCUGAGGUGGCGAUAUCGAAAAUGGGCCACCGGCCGCCAACGUGGGCCGCUAUCGGCCUUCUCGUGUUAUUGUAUUAUAUCUCAACCACAUUUGCCGCGUUGUGCGAUAUUCACGACAAUGAAAAGGUUAUCAUUAUGGAUAUCCUUGAGAGCCAAGGACAACAGUUUAAUCAGAAGACAAGCCCUGUAUAUCUACCGAUAGAAGGAAAAGGCGACGAAAUUGAGAUAAGUGUAAUAUCCUCUUCGAAAGAUGCUUUCGCAGUUCUUGGCGAACAACUAGUACUUCAAAAGCCUCUCGAUCGAGACGCGGAGGACCUCUCAUCGGUUCGAGUUCAACUACGAUGCGCAGCCAAAAAUGGAUCCCGAAAGAAGGUUAUUCAAGUGCUGGUACGCGUCAACGACAUUAACGACAACGCGCCAGUUUUUAGUAGCAAGAAUUACACAACGUCCGUUUCGGAAGAGGCCCCCGUUGGUACAAUGGUAUUUGCAAAUUUCACAGCUACGGAUCUCGAUGCGGGCGUCAAUGGACUUGUGGAAUAUUUCGUUGAGGGCACUGAAAAGGGGGACGAGGCCGACUCCAAUGACGCGGCGCAUUUUUUCAGCGUUGAUUCACCUCACCAGGGAAUUGUUACGAUCAAACGGCCCCUCGACUACGAGCGUGCACAGGUCUAUUACUUGCGAGUGAUUGCUGUCGACAAGGCAGUAAAUAUUGAGGAUCGACAAACUUCAACAACCACACUUACGAUUAACAUCGAGGACGCCGACGAUCUUCCGCCAAUGUUCUUCUACCCGGGCUGUACGGCUCACAACCUAAAUGGUGUUUGUGAAGGUGUUCAGUAUCGCGGAGAAGUGGCUAGUGGGGCGAUUGAAGGGGCGCUGAAGCUGCGACCGGACACGAUCUACGCACGGGAUCAAGACUCAAUGGACCAUCCCAUCCAAUACUCGUUCGUGGAUGGAACGCCAUCAGAUUUUCGAAGUAUUUUUGAAAUUAACAUUACAACCGGUAUCGUCAGUCAGAUCGCACCAGCCUCGAGAGCCGUCACCACACAUUACAGUAUUACUGUCAAAGCCGAGGAACAGUCGGAAUAUCGUCGCUUUGCCCUGGCCUCACUUACGGUGGAAGUACUCGUCGCCGAUCUCCACCCGCCAGUGUUGUCGGCCAACGUUUUUGAAGGAUACGUUGACGAAACCUCGCCGGUUGGCACCCGUGUUAUGUCCUCACCUCGUGGGGGAGACCCAAUCAUGUUUCAGGUCACCGAUGAAGAUUAUUCCGAAAAAGAGCAGUAUUACUCUUUCGCGGUAUCAACAAUAGUUUUCAAGGUUGACGCGGAAGGGUUCCUGGUAGUUGGAGAGCCUCAACUCGAUCGAGAUUCGCCGAACCCAAAUGUCUACGAAUUCGAAGUUCAAGCCAAAGAGGUUGGAACUCCAGAAGGCCGCGGCCUUUCACGUCCAAUUCAACUACGUGUUCAUCUUAAUGAUGUCAAUGACAACUCGCCUGUCCUGCCGCUGAUCAACCCAGUUACACUUGAAAGCGGUGAUGGAAUUCGUACUGUCAUGAAGGUCGAAGCUUCCGAUAAUGACGAAGGUGACAAUGCACGAGUAGCAUACUCAAUUUAUCACAUUAGCAAUAACGGUGCGGAACGCUUUGCGAUAGAUCCGGAGACUGGGGAACUCCGUGUGAUGACUCCUGUUGACGCAGGCGAGCAGUUCUCAAUCACAGUUCAGGCGACGGAUGGCGGCGGGCUUUAUACACAAGGCAUUAUCGAGGUGAUGGUGAUACCCGGGCCGAAUCUUGGAGGGCCCAUUUUCACGCAAGAUGAAUACUAUGCAGAGGUGGCUGAAGGUUCGCCUGUUGGUGUACCUGUAACAACUGUGAAAGCAAGCGAUCCCGAACGCGGAGUCGUCUACUAUUCAAUCGUCGAUGGAAACUUCGGAGGCAGUUUCUCCGUAGAUCAGGAGACAGGGACCGUAUUUGUGGUCGGCCGACUCGACAGAGAGAGCAAGGAUAGUUAUAACCUUACGUUAAAGGCCUCGGAUAGUGGAGAUUUGUACAACGUGGCAUCACUGCUUGUCAAUAUAGCAGAUAUUAACGACGAGGUCCCACAGUUUACUGAAAGUAUAUACAAGUUCGUGGUGCCUGAAGGUGUUUCUGCAGCUCUUGUAGGCCAGGUGAACGCCACCGACAGGGACACCGGAGUAAAUGCCGAGAUCAAGUACUCGAUGGAAGAUCCCACCCUUACAUUCAGUAUAAACGAGGUUAACGGCAGCAUCUACAAUAAUAGGCCGCUGAAUUUUGAAACUGAAAAGGAUUUUGUUAUGGUUGUCACGGCCACUGACCGCGGUGAAAAUAUGCUAAGCGCCAAGGUUGAGGUUCGAGUUCGUGUUCAGGAUGAACAGGAUGAAGUGCCAAUCUUUGAGAAAAAUUUCUACGAAGUUGAUAUUAAGGAGAAUAUGCCCAAUACUUCUCUCAUAAAGAUUGAAGCGGUGGAUCCUGACACAGAGAAACAAAUAACUUAUGUUAUCAAAGAAGGCGAUAGGCGGCUCUUCAGCAUUAAUUCAGUGACAGGAAUGAUAUCAACACUCAAGGGACUCGACUUUGAAAUAGCAUCCCUUCACACCCUAGUGGUCGGUACACUUGAGAAUCAAAAUGAAAAUGACCCUAAGUCCACGGCCACAAUCAAGGUGAUUGUGGUCGACGUCAAUGAUAAUGCCCCUAAAUUUGUGACCCCACCACUGCCAACACGCCUGCAGGAUUCUGCCCCUGUGGGCACAAUGGUUGCCACGAUGGUCGCGAACGACGAAGAUGGCACGGUGCCUCUAAACGUUGUCAAGUACGAGCUUAUCGGUCAAGGGCGAGCAUUGAAUUUCUUUACAAUCGAUUCAAACUCUGGUAUGGUCACUGUUAAAGACGACUUAAAGAAGGAACCUACUUCGGAGUACACCAUCGAUGUAAAGGCCUACGAUCAAGGCGAACCAUCGCUUAGUACCAGCCUGUCGUUUAUCGUCUACGUCGAACAUUUGGCCACUGUACAGCCUGACUCCGGAAUCGGCUUUGUUGAUGGUCACUUCCAAGUGGAGCUAGACGAAAAUGUUGCCGAACACACGCUCCUCAAAGCCAUACCGGUAGUGAACCGCCCGCCACGUGCUCAUAUCGAUUGCCACAUUAGCAGUGGAAAUGAACGAGGUCAUUUUUACGCAAAGAUGAGCUCUCAAGGUGAAUGCGAAGUUCGUGUUGCUCAGCAGGUUCGGCUCGACUACGAGAACCUUCAACAAUAUCAAUUGGCUGUACGGCUUGCGGCCAGCGCCGGAGUGUUCAGUGCGUCUCGGCUUACUGCACAGCUAACUGUUGAUAUCCGUGACGUGAACGAUAACCGGCCUGUAUUUAUCGUACCUCCUGGUAUUGCUGAUCUUAGUGGCAAUAGUUACCUUGGCGCUUUACCUAUCGAUAGUCCUGUUGGAUACGAGAUAUUGACGGUGACCGCUGAGGACAUGGAUUCCGAGGGCAACGGUCGUGUCAGCUUCGAAAUCGUUCCGGAAACGAACAAGGGCGAAUUUUUCACGAUAAAUCCUAACAGCGGCAUGAUUUCGUCAAUUAGAGCUUUCGACGAGGCUCAGAAUCAUUCUAUGCCAAUUAAACUCAAGAUAGUUGCUCGAGAUAACCCAGUUGACCCGGGAGCUACUCUCAGUCAGAGAGUUAACGUUUAUAUCAACUUGCUCACGCGAGAUAACCAGCUAUGCCUUGUGAUGCCCGAUAUGUCGCAAGAGAAGGUCCGCAAGAUGAAAGACCGUUUGGCAUCAAUCAUCAAAAAGCAAUCGCAUAUGCUUGUAGGCGUGCAUCUUAUUGGACCAAUGGAAUUCGUACGUAAUAAUACUGUGGAACACGACGGAAGCGGUACCGAUCUCUGGUUCCAUCUCAUUGAUCCACAAACACUUAAGGCUGUUAGCGUUAAGGAUCGUCGAAUUCGAUCGCUCGUUGCUAAGGGUGACCUACAAGCUACAGCCAUGUGGGGUCAAUUCUACCACGAUGUUGGCAUCAAUGUAAAAGCAGUCCGUCAACAAAUUGUCGUGCUUCCGCCAACUACAACGGAAACACCUGAGAUAAUCGAAAUCCGUGGCGCGAAACGGAGCAUGGUCUUCCUUCGCGAGAUGUCUGAUCUAGGAGCGGUACUAAUCGGAGUUGGCGUCCUUAUCUUCAUUUUCGGCAUUUUCGGAAUCGUAUACCAUUGUUGUGCGUGGAAAAGAUUUCUGAAGCAACAAGAGUUGGCCGCGCAGGCAGCUGCAAUUCCGCCCAAGCCCAAACUUUUCCCGGUACCACCGGUACCUCAAAGUCCACGUUAUGAACCCGUAUACGCGGAGUCUUCGAUGAAGGAAUAUGAGACACAAGUACUGCAAAUGAGCGUCAAUAUCGAUGAUGGACCUGGAGGCACCGUACGGGGUUUGCCAUUCACAAACCCCAAUGAAGUGACAUACAUGUCACGCAGCCAGCUUGAUCUUAGUCCGUGCACUGCGCAGAGUAAAGCGUCAACACAACGCCUUUCGAGCGAAGAGGGCAGCCCGCACGUCGUGACCAAGAAUCCUCUCUACGAAGCAAUUUCUGACGACGAUUUCGACGACUCACAAGCGAAACGGAGACCGCCAAAAUAGGUGAUCGUCGGGUGCCAGAAAAUGACUCGAGUAUACUCUAGAGGAAAGCAUGCCCGCUAUACGGUGCCACGAGACGAGAUUUGCCCCCUGCGACAUUGAGCCUGCUUGCGAAAAUGAAAACAGCCAUUUCGUAUCGAGCGAAGAAAAUAGCCUUCGUUUUCAGGGGAUUGUUCCACCACUAUGGAGAUACGAUCAGGAAAAGGCAAUAACUGUGGGGCAAAACUCGCAACUUAAUUGAGCUUUCCUUGUAUUUAGUAAUUAUGGUAAUAAUUAUAUAGUUGGUUAGGGAGACGGUUGAUCACUUGUCGUUCGUAAACUACAACCCUUGAUUUUACUAAUGGGAAACGAAUGCAAUCGUGUACAUUUGGUAACUAUUUUAUGGUAGCUCAGAUUUGAUACUUAAUGUUGCAUACGACGGCUGCGUUGUGUUAAAGAAAAGCUGACUCUCUAUCUAGUUUAGUGGGCUUGGGUCGAACCUAGCUAAUCUAAAAAACUAAUAUUCAUUUGACUUCAUAGCAAGGAACGCUCGACACGUCUAAGAUGGAACAGUAAAAGACGAUGCCAUUUGAUUAUGUAGCAGGUCACAGAGCAUUUUCAUGAUUUCUAUCAUUCUUAUUGUUUGAAAACUGUCCCAAUGAAUCGUCUAUUAUUUAUUUUCUGAAGACCUGCCAAUCACGGCGCGAAGGAUCGGCCAUUGGCUCAACAGCUCAGGUAUACUACCGCGCAGAUCCCGUUUGAGGUCGUGUACACAGGAGACAAAUUUGGAAACCGAAUGAAACGCCGCCCGUUAAUUAUCAAAUAGAUAAUACUAUGCAAUACGCAAUCGGUACUCAUGACAGCUUAUGACAGACAAUAUGACAGGGAAUGAGCGUGCUUUCAGAGCAAUUGCGUAUCUACUCAGCCUGGAACGGACAAGUUACCUGCGUAAUGCUACAAACGUGUGUUAGUAGUUAGAGUUUCAACUGGUUGCCUGGGUGAAGAGCCCUAUAGCUUUGAGCUAGAUUCAAUUGAGAUCGGCCAGAGGCUGACUCGAUGUAAAAGGUCUAUUAGAUGUCGGCUCAGGGCCGAUUCAAACACGGACGGAGAGCCUGAUCUAGUUUUGCUUUUAAGUAUAGUAUAAGACGAGAUCGCACGUGACACGGCUAACAGGCCAAGACGAUCUAUACAUGCUACGACGUGCAAUACUGGAGGUGGCAUCUGAGCCAACGACAGGGAAUAAGCCGGGGUCAAAAUGUGAUGUGUACUGGGACCUGGAGAGGAAAGGCCAGCGAAAAACUGUAAAUACGAGGCAUAAAACAUCAUAAGUAGAAAGGUGACGGCGAUGAAAAAUUACUUUAUGACCACAAAUUGAAUUCAUGGGCAAGCGAACGAGUGAACAUCGAACAUUACAAACAAAAACAAAAAAUAGAGACAAACGAAACUGGAGAGAAUGCUGUCAAAAAGGACAAUGGGUGAUUCUGUUCUGAAUGUGUAAAUAAUUCAAGAAAGAAAAAUAAAAAUAUCUAGGCAUUAACAAC
This is a messenger RNA of Varroa destructor (honeybee mite), 6658 nucleotides long. RefSeq names its product cadherin 99C (gene Cad99C). Gene Ontology annotation, molecular function: calcium ion binding. Gene Ontology annotation, biological process: homophilic cell-cell adhesion. The record is from RefSeq and is a predicted model, not a curated record. Lineage: Eukaryota; Metazoa; Arthropoda; Arachnida; Mesostigmata; Varroidae. Gene Ontology annotation, cellular component: plasma membrane.